Pelecanus crispus (Dalmatian pelican) is the source of this 343-nucleotide messenger RNA. It is a transcript of the gene PLN, whose product is annotated as phospholamban. Gene Ontology annotation, cellular component: membrane; sarcoplasmic reticulum. Lineage: Eukaryota; Metazoa; Chordata; Aves; Pelecaniformes; Pelecanidae. The record is from RefSeq and is a predicted model, not a curated record. Gene Ontology annotation, molecular function: ATPase inhibitor activity. Gene Ontology annotation, biological process: negative regulation of heart rate; negative regulation of ATPase-coupled calcium transmembrane transporter activity; negative regulation of calcium ion import into sarcoplasmic reticulum.
AUGGAGAAGGUCCAAUACAUAACCCGCUCUGCUCUGCGGAGAGCCUCAACUAUUGAGGUCAACCCACAAGCACGCCAAAGGCUCCAAGAGCUCUUUGUGAAUUUCUGCCUGAUUUUAAUUUGUCUCUUGCUGAUCUGUAUCAUUGUGAUGCUCCUCUGAAGUUCCAGCACUUCUCUGCACUGUCCUCUAGGAAAGUCACCCCAGAGGGAAGAGAGACCUACACCCGCAACUCCCAAUGCAAGGAUCCUCUUGUGAGAGGGGCUAGCACUUGGACUAGAGCUGUAUGCCAACCAUCGCACUAUUCUCUUACUACCUGCUACAUAUAUUAAAACCACACUUCUGU